This is a messenger RNA of Striga asiatica, 5166 nucleotides long. The record is from the annotation of a GenBank genome assembly. NCBI's taxonomy places the organism in Eukaryota, Viridiplantae, Streptophyta, Magnoliopsida, Lamiales, Orobanchaceae.
AUGUUAUUUGUUUCAAUUGAAUUGGAUAUUGUACAAAAUAAUCUAGAUGGAGGCAAUGAAAAUGAAUCACUGCUCAAAGAUGAUGGCACGCAGAAAGAAGUUCCAACUGUGAAAGACGAUGACGAUGUGCCAACAGACAUGCAUGAGAAGAAUGGAGGUGUUUCAGUUAAGGAAGUAAUACCUAUUGUUUCAUUGCAAGUAGAAACUGAUGAUAAAGCAUCUGCUUCAGUUAAAGAGGACCAAGUCCCACCUGCAGAUCCACAAGAAAUCUCCUGUGACAAAUCAGAAGAAAAAACCAUUGGUGGAUCCUACGAGCAGGAGAAAGUUGUUGAGGAUAUUGUAAAAAACGUUUCGGGUGGAGAAAAUGAAGAUAACUCACCAGUGGAAGUAGAUGAACUGCACGAACCAUCUCAGAGAAAUGCUUCAACUGGGAACAACAAUGAUGUUGAGCCACGAAUUCUUGCUGAAGCAAAAUUUGAGGAUGACAACUCAACAAAAGUCAACUUAACAGAUAAUGAGAGAUGUUCAGAAGGUAUUUUGGUUGCUGAAACAACUCAAGAAAGUGAAAUAAGAUCUCAAGAGGCGCAAAGCCUAACCACAGAUUCUCAAGAAAUAACAAGUCAUCACAAAAUGGAGAAAACAAUAGAUGCUACUGAUCUGAAGGAAGGAAAUCUUGAAGAUAAGAAUACCGCCACAACUACCCCAUAUGAAGAAGCUCAAGGGAAGUCGCUAAUACAAACUGAUUGCUCCCAAAUUGAACGCAUUGAACAAUCGGUUAAUGAAUGUGCAAAUCCACCAUUUACAGAAGCUCAGAAGGCACACACCACAGAAAGUGCUUUGUGGAAGGAAGAACCAGAGAUGGAGAAACCCAUGGAUUCUGCUCAUGUACUUUCAGAGAAUACUAAAGCACCUACUUCAACUCAAGACACAGAAACCAGUUUUAUUGAGCAACAAGACAUGACUGUCGAUCCACAUGAAAUCUCAAGUGGCAAAUUAUCCAAUGAUAAAACCAACGGGAGGGGGGAAAUUCAGGAGGUUCAGGAUAUUGCAACCAAUGUUCUAGAUUUUGACAAAGAAGAAUCCUCAGCAACCAAACCAGAUGAAUCAGAAAAAACUACUUUUGCAGAAGAUUUGACGGGAAACAUUACUGAGGAUAUUGAAGCAAAUAUUCCAAGUGGCAACAAUGAAGACCACUCACCUAUUAGAGUAGAUGGCUCACAAGAGCCACAUUUGGCCGAAGGUUUCAUGGGGAAUGCCGCUCAUCAUGAUUCCAUACUUGUUAAUGAAGGCUCUUUCAUAGCUGGCAUUGUUGAAAAUGAGAAAAUCACAGAUGAUGCAUUGAUAAAAGAAGAAACAACUGACGAGCCCUCGCAAGUAACGGAGGAGAUUGAAGCAUCUGCUUCAGGCAAAGACAUAGAACCAAUUUUUCAAGCAGAUCAAGCUUUAGUUGAAAAAACUGUGGAUAAUCGCCGAGAGGUUAUAACAACUGGUGCAACCGACUUAAAUGAAGAUACUUCCAAGGAAAUGGCCACAAAAGCAGUAGCUGUUGAGAUCCCAAGAGCACAAAUUUCGGAUGUUUAUACAGACACGGUGGUGGAUUUUACCGAUGGUCAUAAUUGCAACCAAGAGGAAUCACUUGGCCUAAAUGCAUCAGAUGAAAGCAAUGAGCUUGUGGCCAGAGUUACCAGCUCAACAUCUGAACCACCAGAGCAGGAUUCUACUAAGAUUGAUGCACAGAAGAAGACAGUGGUAGAGGAUGGCCCCACCAAAGCACCAGAAAAUAGCAGUCUAGUCAAAAGUGACCCAACUGUAAGCUCAGUCACAGAUGCUCGAGUUCAAGAUAAUGAAAACAAAGCCGAACUGAAACAAGACACAGAGUCAAGAAAUAAAAAGGAUGUCUCAGAAUCAAAUAACUUGAACGAUGGAGAAGACAGAAUAAUUUCAGACAACAUCAAACACAUGUCAGAUAGUUCCAAGUCUGUUGCAUUAGAGGAAAUUCCAUCAUCCAAUGUUAGUUCCAACUCUGUUGCAUUGGAGGAAGUUCCAUCAUCCGAUGUCGUGUCAGAAAAAGAUUCAGCAACCAAGCCUAGUCUAAAUCCCAUAGAAGAAACGUGGCUCGAGGCUGUUAAUGAAGAAGCUCAAAAACAAGAUGAGGAGCUUUAUGUUUCAGCUCUUGUCCUGGAUUCAGCCAUGGAAAAAUUAGAACAGGACGAAAAACCAUGUUCGGCAAGUGUUACAGAUUCUGUUAUCCCUCAAGAAAUACAAAAGCUAGAGGAAGAAUCCCUACCUGCUACAGAUAAGAAACCAACAGAAAUCAAAGACAUGCAGGAGAGUGAAAUCACAAAUGAUCAAACCAAUCAAAAAGAUGAAAAACUUGGUGAAAGAGAGCAAGAGAAAGCAGAGGAGAAAGUACUCUCAGUUGAAACUGUAGUAGAAACCAAGGAGCCAGAGCGUGCAUCAGUUUCAGUGACCAAUGACCUACUUCCAAAAUCUUUCAGAGUAUCAUCAGAACUAGAUCACCCCUUUGCUGAAACAGAGAUGGCAACAAAUAAAGAAGACGUGCUGACAGGAAAAACACCAACAUAUGACUUUGAGGAGACAGAAUUUGAAAAGAACAAAGAGAAGGAAGCAAGCAAAGAAAUAAUAUCAGACUUCACUUCUGCAGCUCUGAAUAUCAGAGAUACAAGUGACGGUGAUGGUGCUGACAGGUCAACUUCAGAUGCUGAAUCUCCAAAAUAUGUACAGACGGCUACUGGAGCUAAUGAAAAUCAAGAAAUUGAGGACACAAGCGUUGCACAAACCUCAGCUUUACUACCUUCAUACGAAAGACAUAACAAUGAACAUGGUCACUCAGGCAUUGAGGAAAAACCAGAUGCAAAUGAACUUGGAUUUGCACUUGAAGAAAGCAAAACAGAGCACGAAGUGAAAAAUCAGGUGCUUGAUACUAUUGACCAAGUUCAAAGUCUUGAAGCAGCAGCAGAGAUAGUCUCUGAAUCAGCUAUUGUAGAGGUUAAAACUGAACCCAUAGAAACCGUGGAAGUCAAUAUUCCUAGCCAGAUCAAUGACGACGAUGAAGAUGUUCAAGAUGAUCAUCGUGGUUUUUGCAAGGCUGAUAUUACAGAGAGACACCUCGAAGAUCAGGUAAAACAAAAAGAAAAUACAGAGACAGAAGAAUUAUCUGAAGUCAUCAAGAACCCAAGUACCACAGAAAAGGUGUCAACAUUUCCUGAAGAGGCAGACGACAAGGUUUUGGAAGAUCUAGAAGAAAUACAAGAAAUCCAGGCAAAAGAUGAGAUAAACCCAAUGUAUUCUGCCAAUAAAGGCGAGCAAGAGUCAACAAGGGCUGAAACCUGGACCAAACCAACUGAAGAUGAACAUAAGAGUACUUGCGUUGAGGCUGAGAAGGUUGGGAUUUCAUCUCAUACUGAGGAUGCGACAGAAGUUCUACCGAGUGAUGCUGCUGAGGAUGUUCCAGAAGAAAUCGAGAACAACGCAACCAAAAAUAAGUACUCCCAAGAGAAAUGUGCAAUCGAAGAACCAACAGGAGCAGAACUAACUGGACACCUAGAAGCCAAGGUUUCAGGUGAAGGACAUGCAGCCAAAGCAAACGAGAAAGGCCAUGUGUCAGAAACACUCAAGCAAGAAAUAGAUGAACAACAAGUGGAAAUGAACUCUGAGCCUAUCACGAAAAGAAAAGAGGUGAAUUCUCAAGAGAACAUAGCAGAAUAUGACUUUGAAAAUAUCUCGGAGUCCAAUGUUCGGCAGAGUUCGGUACAGGAUACAGCUCAAAGUGAUGAAACUCAGGAAACCGAGAGGUCAAUGGCCUCUCCUCUCACUUUAUCAGCUGUCGAAUGUUCAAAUUCAGAAAUAGCGGCGAAAGAUCUCUCGAUGGGAUUCAAAGGCACUGGUGUAACAGAGCUGAAGGAAGAGGGAACAAGAGCUGAAACCUGGACUAUACUGACUGAAGAUGAAGAUAAGAACACUUAUGUUGAGACAGAGAAGGUUGGUUUUUCAUCUCAUACCAAGGACACUAUAGAAGUUUCAAGCGGUGAUGCUGCUCAGGUUGUUCCAGAAGAUAAUGAAAACUCCACGACCAUGAAUAAGUACUCCCAAGAGAAAUGUGAAAAAGAAGAACCCACAGGCACCGAAUUAACUGGCCACCAAGAAGCUGAGGGUUCUAGUGAUGGACAAGAAGCUGAAGCAAACCGGAAAGGCCCCAUGUCUGUUACACUCCAGCAAGAAAGAGACGAACAACAACUGGAAAGGACAUCUGAGUCUGUCACAAGAGCAGAAGAGGUGAAUUCUCGAGAGGAAAUAAUAACAGAUUAUGAGUCUCAAAGUAUCUCAGUGUCCGAUGUUAAUCAGAGUUCAGUAGAUGAUACGGCUCAGAAUGAAAAAAUUCAAACAAAAGGGCAAGUUGCCUCUCUUUCCAUAUCACCAGAUGUCAAAUGUUCAAACACUGGAAUAACAGAAAAGGAUCUCCCAAUGGGAUUCGAAGGCACUGGUACAACGGAGCUAAAGGUAACACCUAUACCUUCUGAUGAUAAACAUAUAGUCUCCAAAGAAGAUCAUACCAGGAACACAAAUCCCGAGAAGUCAGUUGGCGACAACAAUAUCACAGCAGUUACACGUGGAAACGCUGCAGAAUGUUCUCAGGAUGAACACAAAUUUCUGAAAAACAAAAAUAUUGAUGAGCCUUUACAAUCGGACCUUCCUCAGGAGUACCCAAAAGAAACCUCCCAAACCCAACCUGCCCAUGAGAAAGAGACAGCCAAGCACAAUGAAGACCUGGGGGCAGAAAAAGCCGAUGAGACUGAGCAUGAAGAAAGGAAACCUGAUGGAGAAAAGGACGAUGGGGAGGAAUUAAACAAACCAGGACAGAUAGAGCUGUGUUCUGAAGCUCCGGUCAUGGUGGAUGCAGGGGAUGCGGACGUGAAAGUUGCUCACAAGAAAUCACAUAACAUACUAUCAGGUGUUGGAUCCAAAGUGAAGCAUUCAAUUGCCAAGGAUAUAUCCGGCCAAAAUCAGCUGAUAACACCGGAGAAGGAGCAGCUGUAUACGGUGGCGAUCCAUAAAAAGGGAAACGGAGAAGGCCACGCCACGCAGACGCUGAUUAACACCUCGGGAAGAAUAAUUCAUGAGGAUAAAAUUAACACGAAAACAUAG